AUGGGCCGCAUCCACAAAGUGUAUCUGCCUGGGAACCGCAUCUAUUCUUGCGGCAACUGCCAUGCCCACUUGACCAACCACGAAGCUUUAAUCUCUACAUCCUUCCAAGGCAGAACAGGACGAGCCUAUCUUUUUGACAAGGUGGUCAACAUUUCUUUCGGGCCUUUGGAAGAUCGACUGAUGAAUACGGGAAUGCAUACGGUUCAAGACAUUUAUUGUAAUUGCUGCCAUGAAUACCUUGGGUGGAAGUACAAAGAAGCUUUCGAAGCAAGUCAAAAGUACAAAGAAGGAAAAUCACUGUUGAUGAAAGCCAGUAUGACGAAGGAGGACUGGGUUGUUACAAUAAUGUAA
Guillardia theta CCMP2712 is the source of this 351-nucleotide messenger RNA. RefSeq lists its product as hypothetical. The transcript has 2 exons. Bases 1 to 351 code for a protein of 116 amino acids. Lineage: Eukaryota; Cryptophyceae; Pyrenomonadales; Geminigeraceae. The record is from RefSeq and is a predicted model, not a curated record.